AUGCGUCGGAAGUUCAAGUCCCUCCGCAACUCCAAGAAUCCAACCGGCGACCCCGACUGUCCAGAGGACGUAAAACGCGCCAAACGAAUCAACCGCGCCAUGGAGGCUCGGAUGUCCGUUCUCGAUAUGGGAUCUGAACUUGCAACGAUCGGUCAGUUAGCGAACAGCGAGCAGACCAUGAGCCAAACGGCCCAACGCCGUCGUCGAAUUGACGAAAUCGUGGCUGAUAGCGCGGAAAACGAAGCCAUCAAGCGUCGUUUGGUGUUUGAGCAGCGUCACGCGCGACAACACACGUUUGAAGUUCUAGCAGCCAUGCAAGAGCGACAACAAGCGAUGGAGCUAGAGUACCGCCAGUAUCAAAUGCAACUUGCUGCUGAACGUGAUGAGCGAGAAGCUAAACGUCUGGAGCGACAAGAAGCAAUGGAUAUCCAACGCGAAGCGCGUCAAGCUACGAUGGACCAAAUCAUGGUGGCCAUGAUGUCCAAAUUCCUUGAGAAGUAG
Molecule: messenger RNA, 501 nt
Organism: Aphanomyces astaci
Lineage: Eukaryota; Oomycota; Saprolegniomycetes; Saprolegniales; Verrucalvaceae
Exons: 2
Coding region: 1-501 (166 amino acids)
Source: RefSeq, a predicted model, not a curated record